This is a messenger RNA of Colias croceus (clouded yellow), 2302 nucleotides long. RefSeq names its product dual specificity protein phosphatase CDC14B-like. The transcript has 16 exons. Gene Ontology annotation, molecular function: protein tyrosine/serine/threonine phosphatase activity; protein tyrosine phosphatase activity; protein serine/threonine phosphatase activity. Gene Ontology annotation, biological process: positive regulation of cytokinesis; protein dephosphorylation; regulation of exit from mitosis. Gene Ontology annotation, cellular component: centrosome; spindle pole; mitotic spindle. NCBI's taxonomy places the organism in Eukaryota, Metazoa, Arthropoda, Insecta, Lepidoptera, Pieridae. The record is from RefSeq and is a predicted model, not a curated record. The coding region runs from base 33 to 2243 and encodes 736 amino acids.
CAUAAUAUACAAUCUUGUAAAUCGGUUAAACGAUGACACGAAACCCCGAUAUACUUUUUAUUACUGAAUAUAUUAAAAAUGUGCUUUAUUUCGCUACUGUUAGACAAGGAAGAGUGCUUAAAAGCACAAACGAAACUCAUUAUUUUUGCAUAGAUAGUCAAUUAAUUUAUGAAAAUUAUUAUUCAGACUUUGGACCAUUAAACUUAGGGUGUGUGUAUAAAUAUUGCAAAAUACUGAACGAUAAACUAAAAGAAUACCUAAAUAAACAGAUUAUAGUGCAUUAUACAUCAAUUAAUCCUACGAAGAAAGCGAACUCUGCAUUUCUUUUAGGAUGUUACGGUGUUUUGUAUUUGAGUCUUCCACCAAAAGAUGCGCUCAAACCAUUACUUGUUCAUGGGCAGAAUUACAGGCCAUUUCAAGACGCAACCCAGGGUGAAUCACGUUACACUAUAUCUUUAUUAGAUUGUCUGCAAGCUAUUGUAAAAGCUCGGGAUUUGGGCUUCUUCAAUUUUCAAGAUUUUAACUACGAAGAGUAUGAUAGAUUGGAUAAAAUACAGGGAGGUGACCUUAAUUGGAUUGUACCGGGUAAAUUUUUAGCUUUUAUCGGCCCCGUGGAUUAUAGCGUAUCAUUGUAUCAUCCACCAGAGAUGUAUGUAAGCUAUUUCUUAGAAAAUAACGUGAGAAUUGUAAUACGAUUGAAUAAGAAGCUUUACGAUGGAAAUGUUUUCAGUAGUGUAGGAAUUACACACUACGAUUUGUUUUUUCCUGACGGAACUUGUCCUCCACGUCACAUAUUGAUGAAAUUUUUACAAAUCAGCGAAGAGGCUGACACCGCUAUUGCUGUUCAUUGUAAGGCAGGUUUAGGUCGCACUGGAUCUUUGAUUGGGUGCUACCUUAUCAAACACUAUCGCAUGUCCGCUCAUGAAGCAAUAGCUUGGAUGAGAAUUUGCCGCCCUGGCUCUGUUAUUGGUCAGCAACAAGAAUGGCUAGAAGAUAUCGAAGCAUGGUUAUUGAAACAGGGAAAUUUAUAUAGAAAGCGAAUGUACGAUGAUAUCAAUAGAAUUCCAACGCACGAAUUUGGGGUUUAUUCUAUCGCUGAGAGGACGCAUCGACAAAAACCGGUGGUGUUCAGUAAAUCUCCGUCACCACCUCCACCAAUACAGAGGCAGCCUCGUUCUGAUGUUUCACCACCAUUGCGACCACAAGCAUCCAAAAAUAAAGAAGCUUCUCAUAAAACGCCCGAGAAGAAGUUCGACUGGAACGUGAAAAUUAACACGCCCAAAGUAUCUCAAAAAGGAGAUCAGCCAGGAUCGAGACGUGGAAGUGGAGCUGGUGAGCCACGUGGCUCUAGAACCCCAUCCCGUAGUAAUAAUGUUCGAUCACAAGGACGAUAUAGUGCUAAAACAAAUGAUUCAAGCAAAAAUACAUCUGCUUAUAACCCAGUGCCCACGUUUCGUACAUCUGAAGGACCAGUGAUGAAGAAUGUAACCGAUGCCAAGAACUUUUUAAUGCGAAGUAGCAUUUAUAGUGAGCAGAAGCACAAACAUUUAAAUUCUGCUAUAACGGUUACACCACAAUAUUCAUUUAGGCUCUCGAAUUUAUACAGCGACCGUUUGGGUUCCAGUGAUGUUACAAAAUUAACACCAUCCGCUACAGCAUCUAAAUAUCCGUCACAAGCUCAGGGUAGACGACGACUUGGUCGAAGUCCUAGUCCAUCGCCGAUGAGAUACGCAACUGAACAGAGUCGUGCAACGAAUACUUUGCCUCCUUCGUCCACAACUGAAAAGUUUUUAGCACGAGAUUCGAAAUCUGCUUUAAAAGAAGCACUGUCAAGGCUUAAAUUAUCGGGCCCGAGAGAUAGUUCGAUCGGUGCUGCGUCGUUAGGAGCGAGACGCGACGCUCCGGCCGCGAGACAGGCGCCCUCUGUGCGGUCGGACGAGCGACCGCUAGCUACGCAAGGAGACAUGUUGAAUAGUAUCAAGUUCCAAAGAAGAUUUCGGGAAACACUGAACACGGAGAAAAAUAACUUCCAUGGUAAAACGAGUAUUACUCCGAAGGAGAAGUCGAGUAUACGUAAUAUUCACUCAAAAACGAGUAGUACGGCUAUCAAGUCUGGAUCAGCUCUCAAUCAAGAAUAUGGCGCCAAGGAACGCGGCAGUCCAUCGAGGAAUUUCUUCAAUCAACGACCAAGUUCACCAAAGGGUCGACGGACGCAAAUGUCAUUCUUCGACCAUAGAAUGUAAAUGUCAAUGUCAUGUUGAACUUUUGUAAAUUUUGGUGGGAAAAUAAAAAAAGUAUUCGG